GGCUGGGGAGCCAGAGUGUACAAACACCCCAUAAAUGCAACCAUGUCCGAAGAACAUCCUCAUCCGUUGCUGGCGCAGCUUCCGUUAACCGUUUCACCAUUCGUGUCGUUGCCGACCGCAACGCCUCUGCCUUACUCGUACAAGCAGCUGCCAGCCACACUGCCUCCCUCCGUGACUGACGUCGCAAGUCCUCAGCAGCACAAUGCAUCCUCAAAUUCGGAUGAGCAGACCCAGACGCAGCAACCGGCAUACGUGAUAUCGCAGAACACAGGGCACUCGGCACACCCUGACCAGAUCAUCGCGAGUUGCCAGGCGCUCCAAGCGCAUCUCCAAAAGCUGCAGGACGACGCCGUGGCCACCAUACAGAAAUGGCAAAACGGUAUCAAGGAGAGAGAAUUGAUGGAGAAACGAAGGGUGGCCCCUGGCUGGCUGGACGCUGAGCAGAGGAUGCUCGUUCCCGAGAGGGUAGGUCGGCCUCAACCGUCUGCGUCGCAAGACUCUCAGGCCGAUUCCAAGUCCCCCGGGAACGCCGACGGCCAGAAGCCGCGUGAUGAGGGAGAGGAGCUUGACAGAGCCUUUGGCGGGCUUGGUCUGAAGUGAGAACACCCCUCCGAGGGUUGCGGGGACCAUAAACGGUUACCUUGGCUCGGCGUAGAAUCCUUUGCAGCAGCCCACUCUUCUCUAGUAUGGCAAUGCAGCCUCAUCAGCGGGAUGAUUCCAUGUCUUCGAAUGCACUGCCUUGGGCUCUCCUGCUACCCGCGCCAUCAACACGACAAUCUAGAUGUGGAGGCGCGCGCGUGUGUUUUGGACACUAUCGGUCCAUCUGCGGCUGCGGAUCCCGCUAAACACUACCGCUCCUCAUCCAAAAGCGUCACCUAUCCAGACAUGUCGGAGUGAAUCAUCUUGUUAAGAAUCUGCGUGUCGCGAUCUUCUCAUGGCACGGCUUGUCUUGCUACGGAUGGGUUCAAAGUGUUCACACGAUUAUGCUUGAAUAUACGUAGUAUCUAUCUUGUAGUUUCAUGAUGCACUGCGUGUCUCACGAGAGCAUCUUUGUUGCAAGAACAUGUUAAGGUUCCUUAUGUAUAUGAGAGCAGCUCCUUCAGUUGAAUCUGCCCCUUUGCCC
Messenger RNA from Verruconis gallopava, 1123 nucleotides. RefSeq lists its product as uncharacterized. The transcript is spliced from 2 exons. NCBI's taxonomy places the organism in Eukaryota, Fungi, Ascomycota, Dothideomycetes, Venturiales, Sympoventuriaceae. The record is from RefSeq and is a predicted model, not a curated record. Bases 43 to 600 code for a protein of 185 amino acids.